AUGUCCGAGGAGGCGGCCGGUAAAGGUGAGGCGGGCGAGGCGACGACAACGGCAACGGCGGCGCCGCACCACACCAACACGGUGGAUCAUAACAACGCCGUUAUUCGGAAGCGGCCACGUGUGGCGUGCCUGCGACAGAGCUUUUCCCGACAACUUUACCAAAUGAUUAUCCGGCAGCUGCACCAUGAUGGAUACCUGGGGGCGGCCGCGGCGGUGGCCGAUGCGACGGGGGUUGUGGUUCCACGGUUAGAGCAGAACGGCCAACGGCUGUCAAAGCUUGUCUCGAUGGGUUUGGCGCACGAGGCAAGCAACGUGACCGAGAUGGAGAACUUUCUCUCCUAUGAGGUGGUGGAGCGCUACCUUGGCGCCUCCAAGUUGUACGUGCCGCUGCACCUCACGGAGAGUUCAACGGUGGGUCAAAUGGCGUACCGAAUGCGGGAACGCUUUACGACCUCGUCACUCGGCGGGGUCGUGCGUCGCGUCAGCAUGUCACCGGACGGUUCGCUGGUAGCCUGUGGUGGAACCAACGGCCUGUGUGUUGUGUUCUCGCUCAAGACGAUGGAAGACCUUAUGGCUUUGGAGGAGGUGCGGCAGGAAAACCAGUUCCGUGGCUUGGACGGCAGCGGCAGCGGCGGCGGCGGCAGUGGGAGUGGAAGUGGUGGGAAUGUGGGGGUGCGUAACGCAAGCAACAAAAUCACUGAACUGGCCGAGGCGCGACGCUUUCACGAGCACACGCAGUCAGUUGAGGCCAUGCACUUUCAUCCGUCACGACCGCUCUUGUUGACAGGUGGGCGCGAGGGGGAUUUGUACCUGCGGGACUACAGUCAACCGAACAAUAAGGUGCUACAUAAGCUGCAUGACACCUUUCCCAUCCGAUCGGCCGUUUUUCAUCCCUCGGGUGAAUAUAUACUUUACGCCACAGACCACACCGCCCCGAGACUGUUGAAUUUGCGCACAUGGAAAUUAAUGACACCCACCACAGCCACCAACAAGGAGGGCAGCGCGUCAGCCAGCAACCCCGCCACUGGCAGGAGUGGGAUGCCCAAUAGGGGAGGCUUCUACAGAAGGGGGACCGACGACAGCCACGCAGCUGCCCUCUGUGACGUGGACUUUUCUGCAGAUGGACGCCUGUUUGCCUCCUGUGGCCUUGAUGGUUCUCUUAUUGUGUACGACGGCGUCAGCAGUCGCCCGGUGGCCAAGGUAAACAAUGCCCACUCGAGUGUACCCGUGACAAGCGUGAAGUUCAGUCGUACGGGUAAUUUUAUUCUUUCGGCAGGAAUGGACUCUGUCGCUAGACUCUGGGAUUUGCGCCGUUCCGAUGGUGGCUGUGGCACAGUGGAGGUGAUGUCGUUUGGCGAGCCUGGAAAGUGUAACCACCGCAGCAUCCAUGCCGCUUUUAGCUGCAACGAGAGCCACGUGCUUCUUCAGGACACAUCCCUUUUUGCGAUCCACUCCUACUGUGUUUACUCUAGCGAUAAAUCCUACUCCUUGGUGGUACCAAAUCACAUGCAGCGGGGGUUUGCGGCGGCACCGUUUUGCAACACCGUGGUGAGCGGUGGCGAUGAUUGUCGUGUCCGCCUGUGGACACCCGCGUGGGCGGCCGCGUGA
Molecule: messenger RNA, 1608 nt
Organism: Trypanosoma conorhini
Lineage: Eukaryota; Euglenozoa; Kinetoplastea; Trypanosomatida; Trypanosomatidae
Product: cleavage stimulation factor subunit 1
Exons: 1
Coding region: 1-1608 (535 amino acids)
Biological process (GO): mRNA 3'-end processing
Cellular component (GO): mRNA cleavage stimulating factor complex
Molecular function (GO): protein binding; RNA binding
Source: RefSeq, a predicted model, not a curated record